CGGGCGGGCGGCUGGGCGGCUGCAGCGUUACUUUUGGCCGAGGAGUCGCCGGGUUGCGGUCAGGACACUUGCAGCGUGGUAAUGGGUUUCGUUUUGUUUCCGCUCGUUUGAGCGUGUGGCUUUUGCAAGUUUUAUGGCGGCAACGAUAACUGAGAAUUCCUACGUUCAUGUGGUGUAGCAACUAGUCGAGUUUUGUGCUGAGGGCAUUAACCAGCCAGUGGCCGAUUAUGAUUUGACUGCAAGGAAACAUGAAGCCUCUUGCUCGGAAUCACAGUGAGAGAGGGAUUUACGAUUGCUCGAAGGGGCCACCACCGCCAUAUACGACAUCGAAGUCAAUUCCUGAUGAAUCCGCUGUUGCAAGUAGAGCACUUGUACAUCCAACACCUCCACACACUCAGUAUGCCACUGGUACUAAACCUGCCACGGUUGCCUUUCAAGCCUUCAACCAAAUGAUUGGGACAGUUCAGCCAACAGCACAGGCACAAGUGUACAAGGCACAAGUGUACAAGCCUCUGCAAGUUCAUUCCAGUAAUGAAGCCAGCUUACAAACACAAAACACUUUUGUGUAUAAGACUAUUUCACAGCCAAUGUGUCAAACAAUUCCAGCUCCAGGAAGAAAGCAGAUUACAUUACAACACAAAGGCAGUGCAGUGACCAAUAAAGAAGUCCAACGGCUUGCUCUAAAUGGAGUUGCGUGGAUGACGACUGCUGGCCAAAUGGCUCAAACUGUUAAUAAUGUCCAUGGUGUUCAUCCUGCUAGAAUGAUGCAAUCUUAUAAUCCAGUGGUUCAGAAUCAUAAUGUAGGACAGUCAUCAAAAACACUAAUAUCAAUUGCCCCUACAAGUGGAAGUGUUCCUCAAAUUUCAGAGGGUCAAGGACAGUUAAAUGUUUUGGAUUCCCAAGGAAAUCGUAACUCAGCGCUAAAUCUGACAGCAAAUGACUUUUUGAGAUGUAAUGACCAGAUACAAAUUCAAAGUGCCUUUAGAAAGGAGGAUGCUUUUCAAGAUCAGAGCAAAGUACCUUCAACUGUAGCUGGUGCCACACCUGCCCAAGUUUUCCAUAGAAUUUGGCCAGCCCCAACAAACUAUGCAUCUGUUCCUGCACAUGUAUAUGGAGAACGAGCAAGAGGUGACUCUUCUGAAUGGGCUGGAUCAUCGGUUAGCUUGAGUUCACAGCAAAAUGGACAGCAUAAUAUUACUAAUUGUUUCUCGCUUCCAAAUUCAAAUGGGCAGAAGAGAAUGGUGCUUGCACGUGUGACUCCAAUGUCCCAUGACUGGAGAAAUUUGCAGCAAAACUCAAAUACUUUUUCGACUAUGGACGUAAAUAAACUGAAGAACUCGCAGGUCGAAGAUGCCCAGCUGCAUCAUAAAUUAGGAAGUGGUCAACAGAGCAGUGCUGUUUCAACUUCUGAAAAAUUGUUUGAAAAGAAAAACACUACAAGUUCUCAGCUAUCUGCUCCAAGGAUAAGUGUGCAGAGAAAUAUUCCCAUUGCACCAUUUGUGCAUCCUCUUCCACAUAAGCCAAGUUUACACAGACAACAAAGUGUUCAAAAUAUUCACUUCAUUUAUCCCCCUGCAACUGUGAAUGAACAAUGUACAGUAACUUCUCCAAUGUCAUCCUUGAGUUUGAAAGCUCAACACAAUGUGACUGGCCCAGGAAGUGACUUUUCAAUUUCUAACAUAAGUUCAAAGGAUCCUUUAGCCUCCCAGGUAUCUCCUUUGUCAGCUGGACAUGGCAACUUUGGUGUUUCAUCAAAUAGCUCAGAUAUGGUCACCCAACAGACCGUGACUGUAUCUUCAGUUGGAGCUGAGAGUCUGCGUCCUAAUGGUGAUCAGAAUGUCCUGCCACCUUCGGAUGUUCCACAUUCGACGAAUAUGUUGUGCUCUACAUUCAGAGAAGAAUCUAAAGAUGAAGGGAAGCAAUCAGUUGACAUGGUUUUUUCAGGUUCCAAUCCUCCCCCUCUUGGUUUCAACAAUGAAAAUUCUAAAUCCUCAUCUGUUCAGCUCUCAUCCAGAGAUGACUGUGGGAAGCAGAGCACAGCAGGUCUUCUACUUGUUGUUCCACCUUCGGUGGUUAUGCAUAAUUGCCAAACUAUGGAAAGUAGCACAGUUUACACCCCUCCUUCAACAUUAACUUAUGAAAAGGAUAUCCCAGUAAAGCUAAUUGGAGGCCAAGUUGAAACCUCUAAUACAGUUGUGGAAAUGCCAACCUCGAUGUUGGAGGUGUCUAAAUAUUUGGCAUCAUCAGAUGCUAAUCUGUCAGGCUCGGCUGGGCAGCACCGUGAAGACAUGUUGGGUCAUGGCUCAUCAACUGUAGGUGAAUGUAGUCAGCAGCAGAAAAAUUGUGCCAAUCAUCACCAGUACUCAUUGGGCAGUCUCCACCCAGAGUCUUGUCUUCAUCUUUUGAAUUAAAUGGAAAAGGAGGAACCUAACUUCGGAUACAGAAUUUACAUUUCCCACACUGAUCCCACAUUGUGUGAGGUUCAGGAAAAUUGGCUGUGAAUAAUAGUCCCGCCUCCCAAAAGAUUUCUGGCCUCUGCCCUGGAAGCUGCCUCACAAGACACACAUGGUUGUAAAAAUAUAAUUCUGUGUCCUGACAAGGAAUCGAUAAACUCUCUGGAGUUGCUACACAGUGAAAGGUCGGAUAAAAGUGGGGCUAUUAAUGUGGCUCAAGCUGAUGUGGGAGUUAAACCGGAGAUCUGUAUCACUGGAGUUUUUUCACUCGGAGAUGAUGCAGGACAGUGGGGAUCUGUUCAGGCAAGUUCUCUUGUGGAUCUCAAUAACCCAACCACUGGUUCAACUAUUCUCGCUAGUGAUGAGGUGAACAAUUCAUCUGCACCUAAAGGAUCAGUAACUGUAGAAUCCCGUUUGAGUGACAAAAUAAGUCCAGCUGAAGAAUGUAACACUGCUGUCAUGGAUAAAAAUGGACCAAUGAUGUGUGUACCUCCCUCUAACCUGGAAAGCAGUCAAUGUCACUCUGUAACUGAAUCUCGUAGAAUGGUACAUAUGCAGCCAGCGUUGGAAAGUUCAUUUGACAAAACCAUUGGUCAAUUGUCCAGUGAUUCAAAUGACCCAGCCAAUUUUUCAAUUGAUCUAACUAAAGAUGAUGACUCUUCUACUGAUUCUGCAUUACCACCUGCCCUCGGAGAACAUAAGACAAAGCUGGUUUUCUGACGAAGUUGCUUGCCUUUUGAGGUUGAUGGUCAAUAUGCUUUAUUGUCUUUUGACAAGGAAACUCAGGAUCUUGAUGGGCUAUUGCAUUCAGUUGAGAUGGCAAUUGAAACUUUGCUGAAUUUCUGGAAUCCUGCUCUUCCUCCAUGUGCCUCUGGUAACACUGGAAUGUUGGCUUGCAAGCAUAAUAAUCUGCAACGAGGGACUUGUGAGAGUAAAUUGCCAAACAUUGAAGAAACUGCUUUGAAUUUUUGUGGAGCUAUACAAGUGCCAGAAAAGGUUAAUGAAGUUGACCUGCCCGAGGACUGUGGUUGUGAUGUAUCUACUGAUGUAAAGGUGCUUGGACAUGUUGAAAUUCUGAAUCUACUUGCUGAGAUAUCAAAGUCAAAUUCACAUGAGAGGCUGCCCGUAGUAGGUGCAGAGUCUGAACGGUUCACUCAUUCCAUUGUGAGAGUGAAUGAGGAAACGCAACAAAAAGCUUCACAGAAUGCAAACAGUGAUGAGUCUAAUGAAAACAGUACCAAGGUGCUGGAGAUAAAAGAAAGUAGGUACAGGGGAGAAGAGAAUUGUGCUCCCUUGCAGGGACAUAGCAAUAAGAACAGCACUACUAAGAAGGGAAAACAACAAGAAAAGAAAGUAUAUUGCUGCAUUAAUGCUUGGCUGGUUGCAUCUGGUGUGCUUGGCAUUCAUUGCAACUGUAAAUUAUCACAGGGAAAUCAACCUGAAAGCCAGGCAGAAUUGCCAACAGCCGUACACAAGAUCCAAAGUAGCAGUGAGACAAGCAUUCAAAAUUGUAUUGUAAAUCAGAUGGAGAUGCAACCCACAUUAAACAGUGAGCCACUUGUGACUCAUCAGAAUGUCAUGGAAGUAUCUGAAAAGAGGAAUUCCACUCCCAGUCUUGUUCCUGGUUAUAAUCAGGAAAAAAUUCUGGGAGAAAUGCCACAAAAAGUGUGUGGUGUUGAUGCAGUCCAACUGUCCAGUGAAGUCAGAGCAAGAGCAAUAGAAGAAAAUGAGAUAGAAAACCUGUGCAAACCAGGAAAUAGAAAUUUACAUGGCUUUAAAUGCAUCAGAAGGCUCUGAUAGAUUAACUGGCAUAGUUACACUUGAGGGAGAACUUGAUCAAAAGAAAAUCGAGGAAAACAACAUUUCUCUAGAUGCUGCUGAAAUUGGACCAAAUAAGGAAGAUGACACUGUUUUGGGGAAGGAACCCAUUGAAGAUAAAAGUAAGAAUGUGAGAAGAGAUCCUUCUCUGAAUAUAUUAAGUGAGAAGGCCAGUGACCAAACUGAUGCACUGCAGUUUAAGCAACACAUUGUUAAACUGGGAUUUAAGGGUAUGAGAAACUGACUAAUCACUUGGGUCUUUCUUAUGAUUAAGAUGUAAUGAAUAAGUCACUGGUUAUCUCCAGGAUACUCCAGCAUACUUAUUAAUUACACAGAAUACUGACUUUUUGUUCUUCCCUCGCUCCAAGGAAAGAAUCACAACUGAAACUGUACAUUUUAUUGAGACAUAUUGGAUAAAUUCAAGUCUGGCAUUGUAUAACAUCUGCUCAACUCUUCCUCCAUGCAUUUUACAGCAUCUGAUCUCUUGAUGAAAAAACCUUCUGUAAUUUUCUAACUUUUCAAUCAUUUCAUGUUUGAAUUCCAAUUUGGAUUCUUCUUAGCUAAAUUUCCAACAACAGCUAUGUUGAUAAGAAGUUAAGCAUUUAGCUACUUGGGUGAUGUGUUAAAACAAAUGAGACAACUCCAAACAGUGUUUGGAUAACCCUGACUGCUUGGCUGCACAAGGGGGAAGGGAGUGUAUGACUCCUGAGUCAUAGAGAGUACAGCAUGGAAACAAGUCCUUCAAGCCCACCGAGUCCGCAGUGACCAUCAAUCACCUAUUUACACUAACCCUACAUUCAUCCCACUUUCUUUUAAAAUUUUCCCCACAUUCUCAUUGAUUAACGACCCCCCCCACCCCACCCCCAGAUCCCAGCACUCAGCUACACACUAGGGACAAUUUACAGAGGUCAUUUAACGUACCAGUCAGCAUGUCUUUGGGAUAUGGGAGGGAACUGGAGCACUCGGAGGAAACCCAUGCAGCCGCAGUGCAAACUGCACACAAACAGAACCCAAGGUCAGGAUUGACCCAGGGUCUUUGGCACUGUGAGGCUGCGGCUCUACCCACCGUGCCACCCAUGUGCUUGCGCUUUGUUUCUUUGUAUAUAACACAUUCCCGGUAUAUAGCUAUUAAAACAAAAUGACUGUGGAUUAUUUAAAAGAGAUGGAGGUGGCCACUUGAAAAUGCUGAGAGGGAAAUCUAAUGCUUCUAGAGUAAGUGAAUACUAAUCUCCAGGUUAUUGAAGAAACAUUUCUGUAUGAAGUAUCAAACUUGAGCCAUGUAAAGACCUGUUAAUGUGCAAGUCCACUUCACGUGAUAUGGCAGAACAAUCAUGUUAAAUGUUUUGCGUGGCUGCAAGACUGGGAAGGAACAAUUUAUGCUCGUUUAAGAAAACAAAAAUACUGCUGGACUUGAAAUCUGAUUUUGAUUCAUUGGAUUUUGUUUUUAGUAAUGAAAAGGAAAACUGACAGUUCUAGUUGCCGGAGUCCACAGAAAAAAAGGAAGAUUGGUGUUCAGGGUGAGGUUCUUUUUGUAGACUUUUUUUUUCUUAUUUGUAAGUAUUGAGAAUGCAAAAUUAAGUUUAUCAUAUGAAUUGAAAGAAAAGAAAUUACAGUUAUGAUUAGAUUUCAUGAGGGACAAUACAAUGGUUCUUCCUUGGUGGUAUUGGUUACCCUGACUUUGAAGUUUCAUUUGUUUGAUUUGUUUCUUAUUC
Messenger RNA from Pristis pectinata (smalltooth sawfish), 5983 nucleotides. RefSeq lists its product as uncharacterized. The transcript is spliced from 2 exons. The record is from RefSeq and is a predicted model, not a curated record. The coding region runs from base 249 to 2411 and encodes 720 amino acids. NCBI's taxonomy places the organism in Eukaryota, Metazoa, Chordata, Chondrichthyes, Rhinopristiformes, Pristidae.